Messenger RNA from Mugil cephalus (flathead mullet), 1697 nucleotides. RefSeq names its product renin (gene ren). Bases 102 to 1292 code for a protein of 396 amino acids. The transcript has 9 exons. Gene Ontology annotation, molecular function: aspartic-type endopeptidase activity. The record is from RefSeq and is a predicted model, not a curated record. Gene Ontology annotation, biological process: angiotensin maturation. NCBI's taxonomy places the organism in Eukaryota, Metazoa, Chordata, Actinopteri, Mugiliformes, Mugilidae.
GGGACACGAUAUAAAAAGAGCUGAGGGACACGGCAGCUCUCACAGCCUUUCAGAACUUGGAUUCGAUACACGUGGAUAUUCGCACCACCAGAGAAGUCACCAUGCCGCUGCUGACGAACUGCUGGAUUUGCGUGACUGCUCUAGCGCUGACUCUGACCACGGGCCAUGCUUUGAGAAGGAUCGCCCUGAAGAAGAUGCCGUCUAUCAGAGAGACACUGCAGGAGAUGGGAGUUUCUGCAGAGCAGGUGUUGACUGAGCUGGCCCAGAAGAGUCAGGACGACACCAACAACGGGACCGUUCCCACACCUCUUACCAACUAUUUGGAUACUCAGUACUUCGGCGAAAUCAGUGUCGGCUCUCCGGCUCAGAUGUUCAACGUCGUGUUUGACACGGGCUCGGCCAACCUGUGGGUGCCCUCUCAAAGCUGCUCACCUUUCUCCACCGCCUGCUUUACUCACAACAGGUACGACGCCUCCAAAUCCCGGACCUACAUUGAAAAUGGGACCGGAUUCUCCAUCCAGUACGCGUCUGGAAAUGUCAGGGGAUUUCUGAGCGAGGAUGUGGUCGUGGUCGGUGGUAUUCCUGUGGUGCAAGUGUUCGCCGAAGCCACCUCUCUGUCUGCCAUGCCCUUCAUCUUCGCCAAGUUCGACGGCGUCCUGGGGAUGGGUUACCCCAACGUGGCCAUCGACGGCAUCACCCCGGUGUUCGACCGCAUCAUGUCUCAGCAUGUCCUCAAGGAAGAGGUGUUCUCUAUCUACUACAGCAGAGACCCUAAACAUUCCCCAGGAGGAGAGCUGGUCCUCGGUGGCACGGACCCAAACUACUACACUGGAAACUUUAAUUAUGUGGAGACCAAAGAGAUGGGCAAAUGGGAACUUAUAAUGAAAGGCGUCUCUGUGGGGACGGAGAUGAUGUUUUGUGUGGAGGGCUGCACAGCUGUGAUCGACUCAGGCUCCUCCUACAUCACAGGCCCGGCCUCUUCUGUGUCUGUGCUGAUGAAAACCAUCGGAGCACAGCAGGAUGAAAGCGGAUACAAAGUCGACUGUGACACGGUGAAGACGUUGCCCAGCGUCACUUUCCACCUGGGCGGCCACGAGUACUCAAUCACACAGGAGGAUUAUAUUCUAUGGCAAUCUCAGAUCGAAGGGGAUGUCUGCACCGUCACCUUCAGGGGCUUGGAUGUGCCGCCCCCUGCAGGUCCCAUCUGGAUCCUGGGAGCCAACUUCAUUGCCCGCUACUACACUGAGUUCGACCGUCGAAAUAAUCGGAUAGGGUUCGCUACUGCGGUCUGACGGACAGACAACCAGCCACCAGCCACCAGCCACCCGGCUCCCUUCUUUCGUUUUUCUCCUUGGCUACCAUCUCCCAAUAUUUCCUCGCCGCAUUUCAGUCCACCUCUCCUUUCAGUUACAACAACUCUUGGUUAAAAUGAGCAACUUUCACAGAGAGGAUGAAGGGGAGAACGUAUCAGUUCACAUCAUUUCUUGCCUUUCCACUUUCCUGUCAUAUGACGUUAGGCAGCAGUUGCACUGAACACUUUCUGAACAUGUUUUUAUUUAUAAAUUAGUUUCUGUGUGUGUGUGUUUGUGUUUGUGUGUGUAUGGCUCUGUUUAUCACAGCAACAAUGGAACCCCAUGUCUGCACUGUUCUGACUUAAGUAAAAUAAAGUUGUUUACUGAGGUUUCAGUUUGUUUCAA